Messenger RNA from Pristis pectinata (smalltooth sawfish), 3670 nucleotides. Its product is annotated as phospholipid scramblase 2-like. The record is from RefSeq and is a predicted model, not a curated record. The transcript has 8 exons. NCBI's taxonomy places the organism in Eukaryota, Metazoa, Chordata, Chondrichthyes, Rhinopristiformes, Pristidae. Gene Ontology annotation, biological process: plasma membrane phospholipid scrambling. Gene Ontology annotation, molecular function: phospholipid scramblase activity. Gene Ontology annotation, cellular component: plasma membrane. The coding region runs from base 190 to 1149 and encodes 319 amino acids.
GGGACACCGAGGGGGAGGUCCCUCCCGGCCCGGCCCGGCCUCCCGACCGAGGAGGAAGUCGGGGAACAAAAGAGGAGCGGCCGCGGAGGGAGAGACGGUCGGAGGGGGAGCGGCGGCCGCAGAGUGUUUCUGGCCCCCCUGGAACCCACUGGGUGCUGACAACAGCCGACGGCUGCACAUACCGCACUAAUGUCCACCCCAGGCUAUCCGACGGGACCCUCGCCCUACCCUGUGGGCCAGCCAGGAGGGUACCCAGUGCCGCAGUACGGCUAUGCACAGCCUGGCUUCCCCGCCCAUGACACCAGCCAGCAUGCCCCACCUCCUGGCUUCCUUCCCUACCCGUCUCCCCCUCCAGCCACAGGGCCCUACUACAGUGGCCCGCCGAUUCAGAGCCCACCAGCGGGCGCGCACCACAGGCAGCAAGACGAGGAUCCCGGCAUUGUCCACGCCCCCUUGAUGGGGAGCACCAACUGCCCCCCUGGACUGGAGUACCUGACGCAGAUCGACCAAGUCCUUGUCCAUCAGAAGGUGGAGGUGAUGGAAGCCCUCGUGCGCUUUGAGACCAAGAACAAGUACGUGAUCAAGAACAGCCUGGGCCAGAAGAUUUACAGCGCCAAGGAGAAGAGCGACUGCUGCACACGCAACUGCUGCGGCUCGCUGCGGUACUUCCACAUGAAGCUGAUGGACAACUCCGACAGAGAGGUCAUCCACCUCGUGCGGCCCUUCAAGUGCGUCAGCUGCUGGUUCCCCUGCUGCCUCCAGGAGCUGGAGGUGCAGUCGCCCCCGGGGACCACCAUCGGCUACGUGAAGCAGACCUGGCACCCGUUCCUGCCCAAAUUCUCCAUCCAGAACGUGGAGAGGGAGACGGUCCUGAGAGUGGUGGGGCCCUGCUUCGCCUGUAACUGCUGCGGGGACAUCGCCUUCGAGGUGAAGCCCCCGGAUGAAUCGAGGAACAUCGGCCGGAUCAGCAAGCAGUGGAGUGGUCUGGCCAAGGAGGUUCUGACAGACGCGGAUAAUUUCGGCGUGCAGUUCCCGAUGGACCUGGACGUAAAGAUGAAGGCCACACUGUUGGGAGCCUGCUUUCUCAUUGAUUUCAUCUUCUUUGAGCGAGGGAGGGGCAGAACGCAGAGGGAUGGAGUGUGGCAGUAACUUCGUCCUGCCAGCGAGGAGGCGCUCCAUGUGUGUGUAUGUCCUUCUGAAGAGACCCUGACUUGGACUGCUGGAGGUUGGAAGGGCACCGAGUUGUCACCAACUUUACAAUUCACAAUAGUUUACACAAAACCCGGGAGCAAUCCCAUUGUGCGCUAGGAUCGUUCUCGACUUUUGGUUCAGCGGGAGAGCGCGUGGGGAGAUCUGGCUAUUCAGCUGUUGCGACGGAACCGGCUCGACUGAGGCGUACCGGCCACGCUUGUUACUUCUAAUGGUCCUUCGCUGCCUCUUCCCCCCCCCCCCCCCCACCCCACCCCACCCCCAAAAAAAACCACCAGGCGCAGCCACCAUUCCCAAAAAUGGACCCUCUCUACAUCAGAUCCAAAGGGUCAGUGUGGAGAUGUUUCCAGGGGUUGGGAGAGUCUCAAUCGAGGGGAUGGGGUGAGGUGGUGGUCAUUUAACACUGAGGUGUGUGGGGACUUCUUCUCACAGAGGGGGGAGGUCUCUGCCCUGGAGAGGGUUGUGGAGGUGGGAUCACCGGGGGGGAAUUAAAGGGGGAUAAAUAUUUGGAAGAUCGGGAGAUCGAGGGCGAUGGGGAACUGGGAAAGAGGGGGAGAGGAGGCAUGGGAUUGUACUGAAUGGCGGGGUAGGAAGGGCUCAAAGGGCCGCGUGGCGGUACGCCUCUCCUAGUCUGUGGACUGUGGCGGAAACCAUGCUGGCCUUUGGCCUGAAGGUCGACGUCUCCCGCUCCGCAGCGCCGACCCAGUCCGCUGGCCCAGCUGUGCAGAACUAAAUGGUGGUAGGGCAGGUGAGGAGGGUGGGGAGAUGUGGUACACCCUCUGGUGGUGUUCCCCGCACGCCCCUCACCAUCCACCCAUCCUGUUCACCCAGCGGGGUGGGUGGGACCACGCGAGAGUGAGGGUCGGGGUUGGGUUUCCUGCUUGGGACUGAGUUGCCUGACACUUCUCCUUGGAGGGUGGAGCAAGGACCCGGUGCAGUGGGGAGGGUGAAUGUUUCACUGUGUGUGACUGUACAGUCUGUUCAUUGGGCAGUGUAAGGGUUAAUCACUGUACAGUCUGUUCAUUGGGCAGUGUAAGGGUUAAUCACUGUACAGUCUGUUCAUUGGGCAGUGUAAGGGUUAAUCACUGUACAGUCUGUUCAUUGGGCAGUGUAAGGGUUAAUCACUGUACAGUCUGUUCAUUGGGCAGUGUAAGGGUUAAUCACUGUACAGUCAGUUUAUUGGGCAGUGUAACGGUUAAUCACUGCAACUGUACAGUAAGUUUAUUGGGCAGUGUAAGGGUUAAUCACUGCUGUUUAUUGGUCAAUGUAAGGAUUAAUCACUGUACAAUCAGUUUAUUGGGCAGUGUAAGGGUUAAUUACUGUUCAGUCAGUUUAUUGGGCAGUGUAACAGUUAAUCACUGCAACCGUACAGUAAGUUUAUUGGGCAGUGUAAGGGUUAAUCACUACUGUUUAUUGGUCAAUGUAAAGGUUAAUCACUGUACAGUCACUUUAAUGGGCAGUGCAAGGGUUAAUCACUGACUACAGUAUCUGACAAUGUAAGGGUUAAUCACUGACUACAUACCUGGAAGUGUAAGGGUUACUCACUGACCACUAUCUGGCAGUGUAAGGUUUAAUAACUGACUCCAGUACCUGGCAGUGUAAGGGUCACUCACUGACCACAGUACCUGGCAGUGUAAGGGUUAAUCACACCGCUGUAUCUGGCAGUGUAAGGGUUAAUCACUGACCACAGUACCUGGCAGUGUAAGGGUGACUGGGGCAGUGUCUGCACGGACUGUUUGAUCAGCAGUACAAGAGGUGCAGUGCAGAAUUCCCAGGCCUGCAAACCAACUCUGGCUGACACUUUGAAGUGUAACAUUGAAGCGGCUGUGGGGACGGUGCAAUGCUGAAGUGAGGCCCCAGUUUCACCACCUUCUGAAGGUCGGGGCCCUUGUUUUGUUGAGAGUUUAAACACCAAAGUUGAAGCUCCCGAGUUCUUUGCCCAAUUUCAGGCACCAGAGCAGGAACUGACACCCGUGUCAGGGGUGGAUCACGCAAGAUCUCCCAGUGAGCGAGAAACGCCUCGUGGUUCAAACUAUGGGGCUUCUCUCUGCAUGUGAGGAGGAGGCAUGAAUAUUACUUUCCUGCCACAUCUCCUGUCUUUACUCCUGGGUUCGAUCCUGACCUCCGGCGCUGCCUCUGUGUGUGUGCGUGCGUGCGUGUGUGUGUGUGUAGUUUUCACAUUCUCCCUGUGACCGUGUGGCUUUCCCCCGCGUGCUCUGGUUCCCUCCCACAUCCCAACGACGUGCGGGGUCGGUGGGUUAAUCGGCCGCUGUUGAAUUGCCCCCCUGGUGUGUGGGUGAGGGGUAAAAUCUGGGGGGAGUUAAUGGGAAUGUGGGGAGAAUGGAUUAUGGGGAAUUCAGUGUGGAAUAUGAUUGAUAGGAUUGCUCUGACAGUCGGCAUAGACUCGAGGGGCCGAAUGUCCUCCUUUUAUGUUGUAAGAAUAUAUGAAAUAUGAAAUCUC